UUCAAUUCCGAAAGCUUUGAAUGCUGCCAUUGCCUCUGUAUCUUGCGAUUGGUACAUUUUGGAUGUAUUAUCCACCCACAAACUUCGUAUCAUGGAUGCUUUGGGGUUUGAGUUCUGUUUCCCUAUUGGUUAGCGAUGCUGCACCAGUCUCUUGUGCUGUCUCUGCUUCUGUGUCCAGGACUCCGCUGCAUCCAAGAUUACUCGCUGCACUGCCGUGGCAUAACGCAGGAGGGAAGGAAGGCAGAGAGAUUAGGGAAAGGCAGCAUGAAGGAGGAGGCGGGGUAGACCAAAGCUUCCACCCCAGGAUCAGGAUGCAGGAAACGGCAUAGACGGAGGAAGAAAUCAAUCAGAGGAAAGUGACCAAGGCAGCACCAUGAGCUCCCCAAAUCCAACCACGCCCAGUGAUGCCCUCUUCCCAAACCCGACUUCUCAGGAAAACCGGUGUCCCUCAAGCUGCACCUUCCCCCAUUCCACUGCCCAACACAUCAGUCACCGGGCGAACAAUUACAAGCGUCAUCCCAAGAGAAGAAAGUUCAUCAGGCCUUCCCCCCCUCCCCCUCCCAAUACGCCAAUUCCCAUUGAGCUCCUUGAUUUCAGUGAAAUUCCGCUGCGACACUCCUUCUGGAAAUUGCUUUUCAACGGAUGCAUUCUCUUUGGGAUUGAAUUCAGCUAUGCAAUGGAGACAGCUUAUGUCACCCCUGUCCUCCUCCAGAUGGGUCUACCAGAUGAACUAUAUGGCAUGGUUUGGUUCAUCAGUCCCAUAUUAGGUUUCCUAGUUCAACCAGUAUUGGGAGCCUGGAGCGAUGGUUGCUCAUCUCGCUUUGGCCGUCGUAGGCCCUUCAUACUUGUGCUGGCAAUUGGUGCACUGUUUGGCCUCUCACUGCUGCUUAAUGGCAGGGACAUGGGUCUUGCUGUUGCUGACACAGUCACUAAUCAUAAAUGGGGCAUCAUCCUGACCAUCUGUGGUGUUGUGCUGAUGGACUUCAGUGCUGAUUCAGCAGACAACCCCACCCACGCCUAUAUGAUGGACGUCUGCUGUCCAGAGGAUCAGGACCGGGGCCUGAAUAUACAUGCACUCCUGGCAGGUCUGGGAGGCGGGUUCGGUUACGUCGUUGGUGGGAUCAAAUGGGAUCAGACCAAUUUUGGAAGAGCUUUAGGAGGUCAGCUCCGGGUUGUCUACAUUUUCACAGCAAUAACACUGUCUGUCACUACUCUUCUGACGCUGACAAGUAUCCCAGAGAAGCCACUGAACGCACAGGGCAAACGGAAAAAAGUGAUGAAGAGCCCGAGCCUUGCGCUACCUCCCUCUCCACCAAUGGCACUUGAUUACGACAGAGGCCAGACUACUGGCCAGAGUGUCACGAGAAUCUACAACGGUAUGACCAGUCCCAUUUCCCCACUGAGCCCCCUCACCCCCAAGUAUGGGAGUUUUAUGAGCCGUGACAGCUCUCUGACCGGGAUUAACGAGUUUGCCUCAUCCUAUGGAACUUCCUAUAUUGACACGGUCCUGAUUGACUGCUACACAGGAGCCAAUGACCAAUACCUCAGCAUGCCCAGACACGCCCUCAGCUCCAGUCUCCCCCGGAUACCUGACGAAACUGAAAAUGAGGAAAUGGGAUCUUCGAUGGUUGUUGAGAAUCCCGAGAACCUGCAGGUUGAUAUCACAAGAAAUUCAGCAUCAGGAAUUCUCAAAAGGCCGGAGACCUUGAGUAUUCCGAACAGUUACCUGGCAAAUGGCGGUGACAGUAGUCGGAGACGGACAGUGACCUUCAGUCAACAGGUUGCAAACAUCUUGCUGAAUGGAGUGAAAUACGAGACUGACUUGAAUAGCGCAGAAGAAUUAUCUGAGAGGCCGCUCUCCACAUCUGUCUUGUUUUCAUCAAUUUGUCAGAUGCCAAAACCACUGCGGAAUCUGUGUGUCAAUCACUUCUUGGGUUGGCUGUCAUUUGAAGGGAUGCUGCUUUUCUACACAGACUUCAUGGGGGAGGUGGUAUACGGGGGGGACGCCAAGGCACCUCUCGACUCGGAAGCAUUUCAAAAGUACAACACAGGAGUGAGCGUGGGCUGCUGGGGAAUGUGUAUCUAUGCAUUCAGUGCAGCUUUAUAUUCAGCACUGUUGGAGAAGCUUGAAGAGCACUUCAGUAUCCGAACUCUCUACUUCUUUGGUUAUCUAUGCUUUGGAAUUGGCACUGGCAUAGCUACUCUGUCCCGGAAUAGCUAUGUUCUUUUAUCACUUUGCGUUACAUAUGGGGUCCUGUUUUCUUCACUCUGUACUCUGCCCUACUCGUUGCUGUGUGAAUACUACCAGAGCAAAAAGUUUGUAGGACCGCAUGCGAAUGGGACUAAGCGAGGGAUGGGUGUGGACAUUUCACUCCUGAGCUGCCAAUACUUUCUUGCACAGAUCAUCGUUUCUAUUGUAAUGGGCCCGCUAACAUCAGCGGUCGGUAGUGCCAGUGGGGUGAUGUACUUUGCCAGUCUGACCUCUUUCAUCGGGUGCCUGUACUCUUCUCUGUUUGUAAUUUAUGAGAUUCCUCCUGAUGAUGAAGUGGAGGAGCACACUCCUCUCCUCGUGGACACCUGAUAGCAGAAGUUCCACGUGCAAGCCAUUCAAAGAAGUUGCAGUUGAAGUUUCGCACUUUUUCCAAGAUUUCCACAACCAAAUCAUCAUUGCAUAAAAAGAAUUAGAAAUGAUGGACUAAUUCCUCUUAUUUUUAAAUCUGUGCCAGUCCCUCUGGAAUAUAAAUGCAAAAAUAUAUAUGUAAUAUAUAAUAUAAAAGCUAUGAGAAUUAAUUAACUAGUGGCAGUGAUAUGCAUGGGUUACAAGUAAAAAGUCUGCACUUCUCUCAGGCGCAUGUGACCGUGUGGGAGUGGGGCCCCAGGCACAGAUUGUGGCAACACAAGACGUAUCAUGUUACCAAGGGUUUGUAAACCAUGUGCAUCCUGUGCAUCCCCGUUUUAUUUCCAGCCAUUAAAAACUGUUCAACUA
Molecule: messenger RNA, 2986 nt
Organism: Amblyraja radiata (thorny skate)
Lineage: Eukaryota; Metazoa; Chordata; Chondrichthyes; Rajiformes; Rajidae
Gene: slc45a1
Product: solute carrier family 45 member 1
Exons: 9
Coding region: 374-2581 (735 amino acids)
Biological process (GO): transmembrane transport
Cellular component (GO): membrane
Molecular function (GO): sucrose:proton symporter activity
Source: RefSeq, a predicted model, not a curated record